Armigeres subalbatus is the source of this 2553-nucleotide messenger RNA. RefSeq lists its product as uncharacterized. Bases 1 to 2553 code for a protein of 850 amino acids. Gene Ontology annotation, molecular function: catalytic activity. The record is from RefSeq and is a predicted model, not a curated record. The transcript is spliced from 3 exons. NCBI's taxonomy places the organism in Eukaryota, Metazoa, Arthropoda, Insecta, Diptera, Culicidae.
AUGGUAUGCUUCAAGCAGCGGAAGGAUCGUUCACCUAAGAUUGUCGCUGCUGCUGGCAACAACAAUCCUCCACGAACGGAAUCUGGUGAUGCACCCGUUCCUUCAUCCUCCCAGGUGGUUAACAUGGCAGCCACCGAUGCAACAGUGUCCGGUUCUACCCAUCAAUUCUCCUCCAAGGUUUUGCUGGCUACGGCGGUCGUUAUCGUGGAAGAUGACGAGGGUAGUCAGUUUCCGGCUCGUGCUCUUUUGGAUUCCGGCUCCGAGAGUAAUUUCAUCGCCGAACGAUUGAGUCAACGCCUCAGGUCACACCGAGAGAAUGUUGAGAUCUCGGUACUGGGCAUUGGACAUGCUGCUACGAGAGUGAAGCAUCAGAUCACUGCAUUGGUCCGUUCGCGAGUUACGGCUUACUCGCGGAAUAUGAAUUUCCUCGUCCUCCCAAAGGUUACGGUGGACUUACCUACGGCAAGGGUGAAUACACAAGGAUGGUCGAUGCCCAAUGGGAUAAAACUGGCAGAUCCCACAUUUUUUAGUCCAAGUUCAGUGGACAUGGUACUGGGUAUCGAAUCCUUUUUCGAUUUCUUCGAGUCUGGUCGAAGAAUUCCACCGACACUAAACGAUUCGGUGUUCGGAUGGGUGGUCUGCGGAGGCCUGCUAAACCCCACACAAGGCCUACGCAUCAACUGUAGUACGGCAACUACAAAGGUAUUAGAGGAGCUAGUCGCACGGUUUUGGGCUAGUGAAGAAGUUGGAAAUUCCAAGGUGCUUUCAUCUGAGGAAAAAUUGUGCGAGGACAACUUUCGGAAGUCGGUUCGUAGGGAACCCGACGGGCGGUACUGCAUUUCGCUGCCAAAGGAUGAAGACGCAGUUUCCAGGUUGGGCGAGUCACGGGACAUCGCAUUCCGGCGGCUUCAAGGCACGGAACGCAGAUUGGCGAAGGAUGCCAGUUUGCGGGAGCAAUACCAUCAGUUCAUGGCGGAGUAUAUCCAAUUGGGACACAUGUCGAAGGUGGAGGAAGCAGGAAAUCUCGUGAAACGAUGCUAUCUGCCGCAUCACCCUGUCUUUAAGGAAGCUAGCACAACUACAAAGGUCCGUGUUGUGUUUGACGCAUCGUGUAAGACGUCGUCCGGUGUCUCGCUGAAUGACACACUUCUAGUAGGACCGAUUGUACAGGAGGACUUACGAUCGAUCAUGCUUCGAAGUCGAGUGAGGCAAAUCAUGCUGGUGGCCGAUGUGGAGAAGAUGUUCCGGCAAGUCUUCUUGGUUGAGGUUGAUCGGUCUUUGCAAUGUAUUUUGUGGCGUUUCGACCCAACAGAUCCCGUGGGCGUGUACGAGCUCAAUACUGUGACGUACGGGACAAAGCCGGCGCCUUUUCUCGCAACACGUACGUUGAACCAGCUAGCGAUGGAUGAAGGAGGGCAGUACCCAAUGGCUGCGAGGGCAACCACGGAGGAUACGUAUAUGGAUGACGUAAUCACGGGCGCGGAUACGGAGGAUGCCGCACGUAAUCUAUGUCAGGAACUCAACGAGUUGAUGUCAAAGGGAGGCUUCAAACUACGGAAAUGGGCAUCCAAUCAUCAGACGGUGCUGCAAGGUGUUUCCGCAGAAAAUCUGGCGAUCUGUGUGGCGGAAGGAAUUGACUUGGAUCCGAAUCCUGCUGUUAAGACGCUGGGUUUGACUUGGUUGCCGAUAUCCGAUCAACUGAGGUUCCAGUUUUCCAUUCCAACUUGGAAUUCAGUGACGCAGCCAACCAAACGGCAAGUUUUGUCAGUGAUCGCUAGUUUGUUCGAUCCUCUAGGACUUCUAGGUGCAGCGAUCACAACGGGCAAGAUUAUUAUGCAGCUCCUGUGGAAGAUCCGGAAUGAAGACCAAGCACUGGGUUGGGAUCAACCACUACCUUCGACGGUAGGUGAGAUGUGGCGAAAAUACCAUGAAGAGCUCCCGUUGCUUAACAAUAUUCGCAUCGAUCGUUGCGUCAUGGUUCCAAGAGCAACAUUGAUCGAGUUGCAUUGCUUCUCCGAUGCUUCUACCAAGGCCUUUGGUGGAUGCGUCUAUAUUAGGAGCCACGAUUCAGAAGGAAGGGUCGUGGUUCGGAUGCUGUCAUCCAAAUCCAUGGUUGCACCCUUGAAGACACAGUCUAUUCCAAGGCUGGAACUGUGUGGUGCGUUGCUGGUGACGCAGUUAUACGAGAAGCUAUACGUUCAAUUGUUGGCGGGGUUCUUCAAUGUUCCGCUACAGCAACUGUUCUGGUCCUUCCUGCUUGGUGUCCACGAUGAUAAGUCACAACGGAUGAUAAGCAUAAUCUUCCAGCUGCACAUCGUUGUGGUCAUCGGUGUGGAGGUUACUGUCUCUGUCGGCACAAUCACGCUCAUCGCAGCGUACUGCCCAACUCAAGCUAAAGCUUGCGACGGAUCAUCGGCCCUUCGGAGGGACAUCAUCAAACUUACGCGGAGACAAGGUAAGUUCAUCAUUGCCGGCGACCUGAAUGCCAAGCACCAAGACUGGGGCAACAGUCGCUGCAAUCAAAACGGAACCAAACAAAUCAACCAACAUUGA